Messenger RNA from Hemicordylus capensis (graceful crag lizard), 3008 nucleotides. RefSeq names its product coiled-coil domain containing 134 (gene CCDC134). The transcript is spliced from 8 exons. The record is from RefSeq and is a predicted model, not a curated record. NCBI's taxonomy places the organism in Eukaryota, Metazoa, Chordata, Lepidosauria, Squamata, Cordylidae. The coding region runs from base 252 to 986 and encodes 244 amino acids.
AGUGACGUGUCCAUGCAGUGCAUGCUGGUUUGCUAACAGCAAGGCCAGUCAGGCAGAGAAAGCUACCGGGAAAAGGAAGAGCUGUUACAGCAUGACAGCCUCGCCGAAGUGAACUAGUGCCCCGGCGGCUGGAGACUCCGGAUGCUUUCUCAGGUAGCAGAUAAAGCUCAACUGAGAACAACAGACCUGUGAUGCUGCAGAAGAUUUCUAGGCGAAACUUCCUGAUGGUCGCUGGCUAAGAUCUUUGCCUGAUGUGGUUUUGUAGAAACCUCAAUAGUCAGAACAGGAUUUUUGAAAUGGAUUAUUUCCGGGCCUGCACUUUUCUCUUUACUUUGAUGUUAUUGAGAGGCAUCGCUGCUGACACAGAAAAGCAAAACCCAGAUUCAGGAUUAGAAAUCUAUAAAAAGCUGUUUGAAGUGAAGCGCAAAGACCAGAUGAAUGCACUGAAGAACCUGAUUGAACUCAAUGAUGUGAACCAGCAAUACAAGAUCAUAGACAUCAUGCUCAAGGGUCUUUUCAAAGUACUUGAAGACUCCCGGGCAGUACUUAUAGCAGCAGAUGUUCCACCAGAUGGACUGUUCCCUCAGGAUGAAAAGCUAAAGGAUGCCUAUUCCCAUGUUGUGGAGAACACUGCUUUUUUUGGUGAUGUAGUCCUGCGCUUUCCCAAGAUAGUGCACCAUUACUUUGACCGCAACUCCAACUGGAACAAUCUAAUUCGCUGGGGAAUUGGCUUCUGCAACCAGACGGGUGUAUUUGAUCAAGGUCCCCACUCACAAGUACUAGGAUUGAUGGCUCAAGAACUGGGAAUUAGUGAGAAAUCUCCAGACUACCGGAAUCCGUUUAAAACGGACAACUCUGAAUUUUUCCCCAGUGCAGACACAUUUCAAAAGGCUCUCCGGGAGGAAGAGAAGCGACGGAAGAAAGAGGAGAAACGGAAGGAAAUCCGCAAGGGGCCUCGCAUAUCACGCUCCCAGUCUGAGUUGUAAUGCUGCUGCCUGCCCUGUCGCUAUGACUUGUGCUGGUGCAAGAUGGAGCAGCUGGAAAAGGAGCAUCCCAGUCCCUCGGUGACCUCAGGAAAAUGCCAGGAGGUUGAGGUUUCAUUUGUCAAGUUUUGGAGGUGUAUUUCUUCUUUCAGCAGUACAUGGGCAGCUACUGGAUUGAACCCUGAGAAAUGCCCAGAUGGAAAUCCCACUCUUUGAGCAUAUACUCCUUGUGGGAAAAUGUUUCCUAGUAACUGAAAUGCAUAGGGUUUGUCAGAGACCAUGUCGUCUCUGUGGAUUGCUGUUCCCUGUAGCUUUGCCAUUCUGAAAUGCAAAGAAUACUGGGGUUGGGUGGGGGAGGAAGGGACUUUUUCUGGUACUUGCCACCUCUACAGUUUAUAACGCAGGAUACUGUGAAUUUGUAUGCAGCCAGAACAUUAAUGUGAUGUACAUAGCUACCCCAGAUUUGCCUCUGGAAAGCAAAAUUACCUGAGGGAGUUGAGUACUAUUAGAAAUACACAUUCCUUGGAAACUUUCAUUUACUGGCAAAGUAUAAACUCUUAUCCUUUUUAAAUGUAAGGAAUGUACCUCUGUAACUGGGAUACAUUGGUGCUGUUUUUAAAAUAUAGUAAUUCAAAGCCCAAUUUGGUUCCAUAAGGUCUUUUGUUGUCAGAUCUUUCCUCAGCCAAUGAGAUCUCUCCUUUCCACAAGGUUGAGAAACCAUUUCUUUCCUGGAAAGGAAAAACAAAAAUGGUGAAUUUGGCUUGAAGAUGGGCAGGAAGGUAGUGGCCUGGUAGGGAAUGCCUACACUAUACUCAGACAAGAGAAGAAAGUACUGAGAUAAAAUGAUUUUAGCCCAUGGGUCUCUUAUGAGUGGCUUUGUAGGCACUGGGUCUCAGCACAGCUGCUAAGUGUAUUCUCAUGCAUAAGCAGUAUUCUCACCAGUACACAAUGGAAAAUGACUGAAAAGGUUAUGGAGGAGGUGAUUUCAUUCCCCUUCCUUAUGGAAGGGGAACUCAUUUGCUCUGUAUGUGGGACAUAAAGAGUACUGAUUGUGUAAAUUGCCAUGUAAAUUCCUUCGGCUCCUGUUGUCCAGUGGCUAAAGAGUAGAACUGUUAUGUCCAUGACUGUCCACUAAAUUCCCUUCCCUCAGUUGAUAGUAGUUUUUGAUUUUUUUAUUAUUGGCUUUUUUUGAAAUCUCAGCAACAUGAGAUACUAUUUGCCACAGGUCUAACACUGGAGAGAAGCAGAGAGUCACUGUUAUGUUCUCUUAAUUCUUCUCCAAUGACUAUACUUAGAAACCUACCAGUUGUAGGUUUAUCCUGUGAACAGUGAAAUUCCGAGGGUAUCUUUUUACUAGUCUACUGCCUUAUUGCUCCAUAGGAACAAGCUGCCUUUCCCUCUGACUUUUCAAGCAUUCCGUGUAGGCUUGUACCUGGAGCCAUGCUCAUUUCAGAUUUCAGCUGUACUACUAGUUUUAUGGUAAAGGUUAGCUGCCCUGGGCCUCAGUGUAGUUGAUGCUCUUUUUCCAGUCCAGAGUUCUUCAAUAGUGAGCUGAAUUGUGGAAUUCACACUCAGACACACUGUAGGCAUUCAGCAUAGAACCCCAAUGAGGUUUGGCACAAUAGGUAGCUUCUGUUCAGGACUGGGAUUGAUGCACACCAGCAAAACUCUGAAUAGCUUGUUUGGGGUAUCAUACUUCAUAUAGCUAUGAUGGCUCCUUGCUGUCAUGAGUAGUGCUAGUACUCGGCACACUUGCUGUCAGGGUUGGUUUGGGAUAUUGUUUUUCAAACCUUGGCUGAAUUGCACAGCUCUAGAUUAUAGCUUUUAUUUUGUGGGGAAGGAGGGGGCUCGUUCAGCGGACAUUGCAGUUUGACUUGCUGCCUUCUGGCUGUUUUACAAGGCCAAAGAUGGAGAUGGCCUUUAUUUUCUAAACAGAGAGCCAGUUACAUUUGAUUUGUUCUUGAAUAUGUAUUUGAACUGGACAUUGUUUUUGCUUUUCCUGAAUAAAACCGAAGUUUUAAAGAA